AUGACCUGCCGGCGGUGGGUCUGCAAUCUCAGCGAUAAGAAGGGAGCUAUUCCGCUGAAGGAUGUGGGUUCGGUGCGGGCGGAGGACUACAAGGACAAGAAGCACUGCUUCAAGGUGAUGACCUCGAGCCGCUCGUACUACAUCAUAGCGACGAGCCACGAGGAGAUGAAGGGCUGGAUCGACAGCCUCACACACGAGCGGAAGAAGUUUGGCGAGACCUCGCACGAGCGCAUGAAGAGGAGCGGAUACAACCCUCCGGCCCUCGCCGCCAAACAGGUCACAGUGGAGGACUUCGAAACGCUAAACGUGAUCGGAAGCGGCGGCUUUGGUAAGGUGUACCAGGUCCGCUACAAGCCCACGGACCAGAUCAUGGCGAUGAAGGUGCUCAACAAGAAGUCCAUCGUGGAGGCCGAUGAAGUGGUCAAGCUUCGGACGGAGAGGAGCAUCCUCACCAAGCUCGACAGUCCCUUCCUCGUCAAGCUCCACUUCUCCUUCCAGAACCCGAACAAAAUAUUCUUUGCGAUGGACUACAUCAACGGCGGCGAGCUGUUCUUCCAUCUGCAGCAGCAGGAGCGAGGAUUCACGCCCGAGCGGGUCAAGUUCUACGCUGCCGAGAUUCUUCUCGGUGUCGAGUAUCUGCACACGAAAGGAAUCAUCUAUCGCGACCUCAAGCCCGAAAAUGUGCUGAUCUCUGCGGACGGCCACGUGCGGAUGACCGACUUUGGCAUCAGCAAGGAGGGCCUCAACGCCAAGGACGACCGCACCGCCACCUUCUGCGGCACGCCCGAGUACCUGGCACCGGAGGUCCUCGAGGGCAAGGAGUACGGCAAGGAGGUCGACUGGUGGUCCUACGGCACCCUCGUCUACGAGAUGCUGGUCGGCGUUCCGCCCUUCUACUCCGAAGACGUGCAAGUCAUGUACCGCAAGAUUCUGAAUGACCCGGUUGACGUGAAGGCCAUCAAGGAGAGGGACCCGGACCCUGCGGCGGCGGACCUUAUCCAGGGCCUCCUGGAGAGGAAUGUCCAGAAGCGUUUGGUCGACCCCGAGGUGCUGAAGAAGCACCCCUACUUCGCCAGCAUCGAUUGGGAGAAGCUCAACAGACUCGAGAUCACCCCUCCCUUCGUGCCAGCGGUCAAGGGCGACGACGACACGAGCCAGAUCGAUCCGACCUUCACCAGGCAAAAGCCAGCGCUGUCGAUCGCCGGCGAGGAUGUGCUCAGCAAGACGGCCCAGCAGCAGUUCAUGAACUUUACGUGGGUCGCCGACUCAGAGCUAUCUCUCGACAAAGACUAA
Messenger RNA from Acanthamoeba castellanii str. Neff, 1293 nucleotides. RefSeq names its product PHprotein kinase domain containing protein. The transcript is spliced from 9 exons. The record is from RefSeq and is a predicted model, not a curated record. Gene Ontology annotation, biological process: protein phosphorylation. The coding region runs from base 1 to 1293 and encodes 430 amino acids. Lineage: Eukaryota; Discosea; Longamoebia; Acanthamoebidae. Gene Ontology annotation, molecular function: ATP binding; protein serine/threonine kinase activity.